Lotus japonicus is the source of this 732-nucleotide messenger RNA. RefSeq names its product cyclin-B1-2-like. The record is from RefSeq and is a predicted model, not a curated record. The transcript has 4 exons. Bases 50 to 478 code for a protein of 142 amino acids. Gene Ontology annotation, cellular component: cytoplasm; nucleus. Lineage: Eukaryota; Viridiplantae; Streptophyta; Magnoliopsida; Fabales; Fabaceae. Gene Ontology annotation, biological process: proteasome assembly.
AAACUUUACUUUUGUUCCUUGCACUUGCUUGGUAGAGAAGAAGGAGAAUAUGGAGGAAGCGGCGAAGAGCAUAGCACACCAAAUCGGAGGAAUCCAAAACGAUGCACUUCGAUUCGGACUUCAAGGGGUCAAAAGCGACAUCGUUGGUUCUCACCCUCUUCAAUCUGCUCAGGAAUCUGCAAGCAAGAUAAAUGAAGUGAUGAAGAGGCAGUGUAUGGUCAAUUUGUAUGGAGCUGCUUUUCCACUCAAGAUGGACCUUGACAGACAAAUUCUUUCUCGAUUCCAAAGGCCUUCAGGAGCAAUUCCUUCUUCAAUGCUGGGUUUGGAGGCUUUUACAGGAAGUCUUGAUGACUUUGGCUUUGAAGAUUAUUUAAGUGACCCUCGUGAAUCGGAGACUAUACGGCCAUUGGACAUGCAUCAUGGGAUGGAAGUUCGCCUUGGUCUAUCUAAAGGGCCAGUCUGCCCAAGUUUUAUGUAAUUGAAGCAUAUCCAUAUUAGUUAUAAGGAAGUGGCUGGACGAACUUGCGUAAUGUUAUCCAUCUCAUGGUCAAUAUAAACAAUGCAUGUUGUUGUUGCAAUUUGCAAAUAAAACAGAUUUUUAUGAGGUUUGUAACACUUAUGCAUUUGACUUGAGAUUUGAGAAUCUGCUGCGACUUUCCGCCUUUGUUUUUAAGAACUGACAAAUUAAUUAUAACGGUAUGCAGUGUAUUAUUGAAAAGGAAUUUGCUGUUA